Molecule: messenger RNA, 951 nt
Organism: Microdochium trichocladiopsis
Lineage: Eukaryota; Fungi; Ascomycota; Sordariomycetes; Xylariales; Microdochiaceae
Exons: 1
Coding region: 1-951 (316 amino acids)
Source: RefSeq, a predicted model, not a curated record
AUGUCCUGCGGCCUGGUGGUUGACAUCCCCAGGACCACAACGGAUGGUCUGCCACAACGUACGCCAUCAUUGCCUUCCACUGCAUUCCUCAAGCUCUUUGACCGUCGGCACGCCCCACGGUUCCGCGACGACUUCUGCGUGCAACCCUACGCACAAGGCAUGGAGGAGGCUUGUGUCAAAUUCGUUCAAUCAGGCGAAGCCGACAGAUUCUUGUCACGGCUCAAGACCGACUCGGACCUGGCUGAGAAGGAAGGAGGAGACUGGGACGAUGCAGAAUGCGAAGCGUACCUGGCCAGCGAGGCCAUGCAGCUGCGCAACACCGAGAUGGCCAUCUAUGACGUUCUGAAGCCACUCCAAGGAAAACAGAUCCCGCGUGUCUUGUCUGGGGUCACACUGGACAUUGAUCCGAGAUCGCACGCAAACGUCACCGCCUCGAAUGGUGCAGGGGCUGUGGCGGUUGCAGCAUCCCAUCCUACGCCGAGCUCUGCGGAACCAAACUACGUGUUCCACGUCCACGGCUUGCUCCUAGAAUACCUCGAAGGCUUCACCAUGGCUGAAUUGGUUAAACACGCCCCACAAUCUGCGUGGCAGAACGUUGUGGAUCAGGCCGUCGAGAUCGUGAGAAAACUCGAUGAAUAUAACAUUCUCAACGAAGAUGUACGGCCGGAAAACUUCAUGGUGGUCAAAACCAGCCAGGAACAAGGUGGCACCAAGCACCACGAUUGCACAUCCUGCGCCGCAUCGGGCUAUCAUGUCUACAUGAUUGAUCUGGCCAUGUGUCGGAAGCGUGGAGAGGAUGAGUCCGACUCCGAGUGGGGAAGGGACAAGUGCGACCAAGACGAGGAGGGAGCGGUUGGAUAUGUCAUGAGGACCAUAUUGGCCAGAGAGAAAUUCAUGUUGGACUUCGUAAAUUCUAGGCAGUACAGGGGGUUCGCCAAAUACGAAACAUAG